Messenger RNA from Corythoichthys intestinalis (scribbled pipefish), 1177 nucleotides. It is a transcript of the gene cfap410, whose product is annotated as cilia and flagella associated protein 410. Gene Ontology annotation, molecular function: protein binding. NCBI's taxonomy places the organism in Eukaryota, Metazoa, Chordata, Actinopteri, Syngnathiformes, Syngnathidae. Gene Ontology annotation, biological process: cytoskeleton organization. The transcript is spliced from 7 exons. The coding region runs from base 153 to 914 and encodes 253 amino acids. The record is from RefSeq and is a predicted model, not a curated record.
GUGCGCAUGCGUGUUCUGGUGUAGAGAACGUUAGCAUCCCUCCUGCAGACUUAAAAUGUUAAUUUUACAAUGCGCCCCUUUGUUUUUGAUUGGUUCUCCGUUUUAAUGGGAGCUAUUCUACAUUAAUUACAUAUGCGGCGAAUCUGUAUACGAUGAAGCUAACACGUACGCAAGUUCUCAUCGAGGCUAAGGCCUCCAACUUGGAAAGCGUGAGGAAGCUGAACUGCUGGGGGUGUAAGCUUUCAGACGUCUCCAUUCUAGCUGAAAUGCCUAACAUUGAAGUGCUUACACUUAGUACAAACAGCAUCUCAUCUCUCGCCCCACUGGCUGGAUGCUUGUCUCUGUGUGAGCUGUACCUGAGAAGGAACAUGAUCGCCUCACUGUCAGAGCUCAGUUAUUUGCGUCCCAUGACACGUCUCAGAGUAUUGUGGUUGGCGGACAACCCUUGUUGCGGGGAUAACUCCAGUCAGUAUCGCCUGACAGUCCUGCGUUGCCUACCUGGGCUGCAGAAGCUUGACAACCAAGUUGUGACAGAGGAGGAGAUUUCGUUAGCACGCUUGGAGGGCGAGGAGAUCAGCGCACCAACAAACACAGUUGAACAACUUUCCAAUGGACAUACUGAUGCAGAGAAAGAUGCUCCAAGUCACAAUAUGGAGGAAACCAAAAAUCAAGAGUUGAGGAUGAAGCCUCAGUCUAGAGAAAAGUUACCCACUCUACAUUCUCAAUCAACCAGGUCAUCUCUGAAAAAGACACACACACUUGAUGCAGUGCUUCUGCUUCUGAGGGACUUGGAUCAUGAGGAUCUACGUGUUGUGCACAUGGAGACGCAGAACAGACUAAGGAUAUAUACACUGGACUCCUUAAAAACGUUACAAGAUUCAGAACAAUCGCAAUCUGUUGAUAUGCAACAGUGAAAUAUCUACAACACAUAUUGAGACAUAUGCCUCAUUGCAUACAAUUAAUUGUUCCACUUGAAACAGGGUCAUCACACAUCCCCAUCCUUUUUGCACUAGUCCAUGCAUGUGUGUACACAUUCAAAUACUCUCACUCAGCCUACAAACCAAAUUAUGGAUUUCAUUUGUCCUACAAUGAAUGCCUGCCUUACAAAAACAAAAUGUUUUAUAAAAUUCAAAUCUAUUUCUGUAAAUAAAGACAUUAAGCACAAUGCAUUCACUUA